AUGGAAGAGGAUGAAAUACUUCAGCAUUCAUUUUACAUGACCAGCAUUAUGGACAAUGAAUUCCCCAGAAUUCUAAAUCUGAAAGAUAUAACUUUAAAGAGUCCCAUCCCAGUAGAAAUUUUACGAGGUAUGUUAGUCCAGGCCGGAUUGGCUGGUGUCGAAAGAGGAGCAGAGGCUCCACCAAUCACAGUGCUGCGCUUUCCGUCUUUCUGGCCGGCCUGCAGGGUGCUCCCGGAGGAACGCCCCCGGGGGUUGCUAGGGAGACGGGACGCUGCUGCGCCGUCCCGCGCUGCGAGCCCCGAACCCGCCGGGACCCCCGCGGAGCGGCCGCGCGGCGCUGCCCGCGUCCGUCACUGCACCGCCUGCGCAUCCAGAACGCUUUACUGGGGAGGGGGCGCGCUCUUGAUUGCUUCCAUGGAAAGUUCGUUCUCCUUCUUUCAAGAAAAAGAAAGGCAAGAACUCGGCGGGGCAGAGCCGCCCGGGGAAGAAGGAGCCAUGGCAGCUUCUCCUCCGGAGCCCGAACCCCCGUCCCCCGCGCCCUGGGAGGCCGAGCGGAGCCCAGCAGACCCCGAGCCCGGGCCUCUGGGAGACGUCCCCGGACCCCGGGGGCCAGCUCCCGCGGCCCCUCCUCGGGAGCCCUCCGCCCCGACGCCGGGCAGCCCCGACCCGGACCUGGCGGCCCCCUGGCGGCCAGGCAGAACCAGCAGCGCGGGCGCGGGUCCCGAUCCGCGCCGCCGGCCGUCCGAGGAGAGGGAGUCCGCACCCCAUCACGCGAGUCCCUCAGAGGAAGCGUCCUUCCCCUGGGCUCCACAAUCCGGAGCUGGCCUGCGUGGGCCGUGGGGUGCCAGCCACGACGACUCCCCGCGGGAAGAGCGCGGGGUGAUCAUUUCUCCGGAGGAAGACUCAGACGGCCACUGGGACCCGGCUCUGCCCGAGCCCCGGGCCAGCGAGGAGGCCCCCAGCAUGCUGGACAUCGCCAUCCAGAAUGCCAAGUCCUUCCUACAGAGCACCAGCAGCAAGACAGGCUUAAACCUAUAUGAUCAUCUUGCUAACAUGCUUACCAAGAUAUUAGAUGAGCGUCCUGAAAAUGCUGUUGAUAUCAUUGAAAAAAUCAGUCAAGAUGUAAAACUGGCACAUUUUAGUAAAAAAUUCGAUACCCUGCAAAAUGAGAAUGAGCUGCUUCCAGCAUAUGAAAUUGCAGAGAGACAAAGGGUUCUUUUUCUUCAGGGACAUUUGGAAGGAGCUGAUCAGGAACUGGAAGAUGAAAUGGUAGAAAACUCUCUUCCAAAUGUAAUGGAGUCAGCAUAUUAUUUUGAACAAGCUGGAGUUGGCUUGGGAACAGAUGAAACUUAUCGCAUAUUUCUGGCCCUCAAACAACUUACUGACACUCACCCAAUCCAAAGAUGCCGAUUAUGGGGCAAGAUCCUGGGCCUGGAAAUGAACUAUAUUAUAGCUGAAGUGGAAUUUCGUGAGGGGGAAGAGGAAGAGGAGGUGGAAGAGGAAGAUGUUGCUGACGAGAAGGACAAUGGAGAAAGUGAAGCUGAGGAUGAGGAAGAUGAACUACCAAAGUCCCUUUACAAGGCCCCACAAGCUAUACCUAAAGAAGAAAGUCGAACAGGUGCCAACAAAUACAUCUAUUUUGUUUGCAAUGAACCAGGAAGACCAUGGGUGAAGUUACCAUUAGUUACACCUGCACAAAUUGUUACUGCAAGAAAAAUCAAGAAAUAUUUCACUGGGCGAUUAGAUGCUCCCGUCAUAAGCUUCCCACCCUUCCCAGGAAAUGAGAGCAAUUAUUUGCGAGCACAAAUUGCCCGGAUUUCAGCAGGAACCCACAUCAGUCCUCUAGGAUUCUAUCAGUUUGGUGAAGAGGAAGGAGAGGAGGAGGAAGAAGUAGAAGGUGGACGAGAUAGCUUUGAGGAAAACCCUGAAUUUGAAGGCAUCCAAGUAGUUGAUCUAGUGGAAUCUCUAUCCAAUUGGGUUCAUCAUGUACAAUAUAUUCUCCCUCAGGGACGCUGUAAUUGGUUCAACCCCACACGAAAAAACGAGGAAGAAGAGGAGGAAAUAGAAGAAGAAAAAGAAGAAAAAGGUGAAGAGCCUGACUACAUAGAACAGGAAGUGGGGCCUCCUCUUCUGACACCUAUCUCUGAAGAUUUAGAGAUUCAGAACAUCCCCCCUUGGACAGCACGGCUAUCAUCACAUUUCAUUCCUCAGUAUGCUAUUGCAGUCCUUCGUUCCAAUCUUUGGCCUGGAGCAUAUGCUUUCUCCAAUGGCAAAAAGUUUGAAAAUUUCUACAUAGGCUGGGGUCAUAAGUAUAGCGUGGACAAUUAUACUCCUCCAGUUCUACCACCAGUUUAUCAGGAAUACCCGAGCAGAUCAGAGGUUAUAGAAAUGGAUGACCCCAGCGUGGAGGAGGAGCAGGCUCUGAUGGCUGCAAAAGAAGCAUCUGAAUUUGUGGCAGAGGAGAUUGAAGAAUCAGAGGAAGAUGAAUAUGAGGAAGAAGAUGAAGACUAACAACUAAAUUAGCCCACUCUUAGGUGUCCUUAAUAUACACAUCCAAUGUAGGCAAGGGGUGUGUGUGAUUAUAUGCAUAGAUAAAACUCAUGUGCAAAGUGUCAUUCCUUGAAAACACCAAACUUGACAUUUCAUACAAUUUUUAUAGAAAGAUGUCCAAAGACUUUCCCGAGGCUAAAUGACAUCACUGUUCUCAUGACUGCAGUAAGUGUAUACUGUGUCCUCUAUAAAUCUCACAGUUCAGAUUUUAAUCCACAGAGCCUUUUUGAGACUUCUAUAAAGUAUUGAGGGGAUGUGGAGAUUUAAAAAAAAAAAAACCAACAAAACACAUAUUGAAAACUCCUUAACUCCAGCAUGUAUUUUGUUAGCAUUGUAAGAAUGGAAGUAGAACAUGUAGCUUUCUUAAUCCUGCUUUACCAAGCCUAUGUGUGAUAUUUGUGUGCAAUUGUGGUGUAUGUGUAUAUAAUCUUCCCUGGGUGAAUGUUCAUAAUUCUAUAAUCACUCAGUCUAUAGAGACACUCCAUUUUUUUUAUCCCUUUUGUUACUUUUCAGCUUCCUUAAUCAAAACUAAUUUGUGGGGCCAGGUAAAGAGAUUUGCAAGUAUAAUCCCAACUACUCAGGAGGUAGAGUUUGGAAGAUCUUAGGGCUGGCUCAGGCAGAAUUAACAAGACUCUCAUCUCAGAGAACAAGCCAGAUGUGGUGAGCAAUGCUGUACUCCCGGUUAUGAGGGGGAAGAAUCAUGGUCUGAGGUCAAUUCCAUGUAAAAAUGUGAGACCCUACCUGAAAAACAACUAAGGCCAAAAGGGCUAGAAGCAUGGCUCAAAUUGUUGAGAGCUCACCAACCAAGGACAAAUUUCUAAGUUCAAAUCCAAGCAACACAAAAUAUUAAUUUGAAUUAAGGAAAAAUGAUAGGCAGAGAAGGGAAGGGGGGAUUAUCCAGACACCUUAAAGUUCUUUAGCGUUACUUCUUUAAAAUAUUUUCAUUUACUGAGAAGUAUUUUUAAGUUCAAGUGUACUAAUCAAAAGUAGGCAUAGUUCACAGAAGGGAGGAAUUAUGAGAAGGUAAACAGAAAAUGAGACUAAAAUAUAGCCUGUAGUAUGAUACAAUCCACUACAAGAGGCCAUAGAAUAGCACAUGUCAAAUUCUGUGGAAAAGGAACAAUUAAAAAAAAAUUUCAGCCAGGGAUUGGUGGUUCAUGCCUGUAAUCCUAGCUACUC
This is a messenger RNA of Dipodomys spectabilis (banner-tailed kangaroo rat), 3729 nucleotides long. RefSeq names its product radial spoke head component 4A (gene Rsph4a). NCBI's taxonomy places the organism in Eukaryota, Metazoa, Chordata, Mammalia, Rodentia, Heteromyidae. The record is from RefSeq and is a predicted model, not a curated record. The transcript is spliced from 8 exons. Gene Ontology annotation, biological process: axoneme assembly; cilium assembly; cilium movement involved in cell motility. Gene Ontology annotation, cellular component: radial spoke; axoneme. The coding region runs from base 1 to 2511 and encodes 836 amino acids.